Molecule: messenger RNA, 4340 nt
Organism: Rhododendron vialii
Lineage: Eukaryota; Viridiplantae; Streptophyta; Magnoliopsida; Ericales; Ericaceae
Exons: 5
Coding region: 411-4028 (1205 amino acids)
Source: RefSeq, a predicted model, not a curated record
GAACAUGAACUUAACCUGUUCAAGCUACGUUUGAAACUUAACAAACUUCAAAAAAUGUUCGUGCUUGAACUGAUCUCCAACAUUUAAUGAGCCGAACACAAGUUUAAUUCUACUAUCUUGGUUCGUUCAUUAGCUCUAUUGGAUAAUUCACCACAAGGUUAUGGUAUUAUUCUCGUUACUACAAUCAGAGGAGAAAGGGAAAUACAACUCCAUUUACAAUAGUAUUGAAUCUGUUUCCUCUGAGAAAGCAAGAAAUCCUAUUUUCGCUUGUCUCUCCAGUUGUGAGAAAUUCCCUUAGAGCACCAUUUCAUCUUCUGUAAUCUUGUCAAAGCGCAUAGGGCACCAAGGGUAGCACUUUUGACUUGUGAGACAAUUGAAAGAAACUUUGGUAAGGUGCAGUUCAUUGAGAUAUGGAAGAAGAGUUGCAAGUAAGUUCGGAAGUACCAGUGAUGAAGGUACUCGACAAGGCGGACAGCAAUACUGAUUCCGCUAAGAUCAUCAAAGAAGAUUUGAGCCAAAUCUCAAUAGAAGGAAAGAAAGAAGAAGAUGAAACGGCCUUGGAAGGUGAAUUCAUAAAAGUAGAGAAGGAGCCCUUAGAUGGAAAGGAUGAACCACAUUAUGCUGAGAAGGAGAAGCCAUCGGUCAUUGAACGAAGCUCAAGCAAUUCCACUGCAAGCAGAGAACUUCUGGAAACACAGGAAAAGGUCAAAGAACUGGAGUUCGAAUUGGAUAGAGUAGCCGGAUCCCUAAAACAUUCCGAAGCUGAAAAUUCUCAGCUGAAGGAAGAAGUAUCCAUUACAAAGGCAAAGCUGGAGGAGAGCGGAAAGAAAUACGAAGAACUGGAGCUUAGUCACAAGAAACUAGAAGAGCAGGUUGUUGAAUCAGAGGAGAGAUACGGUAUACAACUUAAGGCCUUGCAAGAGGCUUUGGAAGCCCAAGAUGCGAAGCACAAGGAGCUGGCUGACGUGAAGGAAUCAUUUGAAAGUCUCAACCUUGAGCUUGAGAGCUCAAGAAAGAAGAUGGAGGAGCUACAGCAAGAGCUGCAAUCUUCUACGGGUGAGGCACGUAAGUUCGAGGAGUUACACAAGGAGAGCGGCUCACAUGCUGAGUUAGAGACGAAAAAGGCCUUGGAGUUUGAAAAGUUGCUCGAAAUGGCAAAGUUGAGUGCGAAAGAAGUGGAGGAUCAGAUGGCUUGCUUACAAGAAGAGGUCAAGGACCUUUACAAGAAGAUUGCCGAAAACCAGAAGGUUGAAGAAGCACUGAAAAGUACAGCGGCUGAGCUUUCCACGGUUCAAGGAGAGUUGGAGGUUUCCAAAUCACAAGUGGUGGAAAUUGAGCAGAGGCUCGCUUCAAAGGAAGCCGUUCUAGAUGAACUGACUCAAGAAGUUGAUUUGAGAAAGGCAUCGGAAUCACAGUUGAAGGAAGAUUUCUCUGCACUAGAGAAUUUGUUAUUGUCUACAAAAGAAAAUCUUCAAGUUAAGGAGACCGAGUUAGAAGAAGCCAAAUCGAAGUUAAACGAGGAAGUACAAUCAAAGGAAGCACACGUUUCAAGUGUUUCGACAAUACAAGAAGAACUUUCCAAAGUAAUGAAAGAAAAAGAAGCUCUAGAAGCUGCUGUGGCAGAUUUAAACAGUAAUGCGGCUCAGAUGAAGGAGGCAUGUGAUGAUCUCGAGGCAAAGUUGCAGUCAUCGGAUGAUAACUUUUGUAAAGCUGAUGCUCUUCUGUCUCAAGCUUUGGCAAAUAUUGCUGAGCUGGAACAGAAGCUAAAAUCUCUUGAAGAGCUCCACCACGAAUCCGGAUAUGCAGCAACGACUGCCCUACAAAAGAAUGUUGUGCUUGAAGAUAUAGUACAAGCUUCAAAUGCAGCAGCUGAAGAAGCUAAAUUACAACUGGGAGAGCUUGAGGCGCGUUUUAUAGCCGCCGAGCAGAAAAAUGCUGAACUGGAGCAACUGAUCAACCUGCUAGAGCUGAAAAGCAAUGACGCUGAAAGAGAACUGAGGAAAGUUUCAGAGAAAAAUUUGGAACUCGGUGCGAAAAUCGAAGAGGUUGAGGAAGAAAAGAAACAGAUGAGUGGCAAAAUACAAGUAUACGAGGACAAGGUGACUGAGAUGGAGUCUGCCUUAAAGAUUGCUGAAGAGAAGUGUGCUGAACAUGAGGGAAGAGCUACUACAACGCAUCAACGCAGCCUUGAACUUGAAGAUCUAAUCCAGAUGUCUCAUUCGAAAGCAGAUGAUGCUGGCAAAAAGGUUAGCGAGUUGGAGCUGUUGCUAGAAGCAGAGAAGUACAGAAUCCAGGAGCUCGAGGAACAAAUAAGCGUGUUGGAAAAGAAAUGUGGGGAUACAGAAGCUGAAUCAAAGAACAAGUUGGAUAAGAUAUCUGAACUUGAAAUGGAACUCGAAGCAUUCCAAUCAAAAGCAUCAAGCCUUGAGGUUGCACUUCAAACGGCCAAUGAAAAGGAGAAGGAGUUAACUGACAUCGUGAAUGUAACGACAGAAGAGAAGAAAAAUUUAGAAGAUGGGUUCAGGAAUUCAAGUGAGAAGCUUUCUGAAACCGAAACACUCCUUGAAGUCUUGCGUAACGAAUUGAAUCUCACUCAACAAAAAUUGGAAAGCAUUGAGGCUGAUCUUAAAGCUGCUGGGAUGAGAGAAAGUGAGGUUAUGGAAAAACUGAAGUCGGCUGAGGAGCAACUAGAGCACCAAGGCAAAGUGUUGAAUGAAGCUACUUUGAAACACUCAGAGCUUGAAACUUUACAUGAGUCUGUAAGUAGGGACUCAGAGCUGAAACUCCAAGAAGCAUUUGCAAACUACAGCACCAGGGAUUCAGAGGCAAAGUCACUUUACGAGAAACUAGCGAUUCUUGAAAAUCAAGUGAAGGUUUACGAAGAGCAGAUAGCCGAAGCAGCUGAAAAAUUUGCUUCUUCAGAGAAGUUCAAUGAAGAACUCAAAAGCAAGAUUUCAGAGGUGGAAGAAAAGGCUGCACAGUUUUCCUCUGAAAGUGAAUUGUUAGCCGAGACAAAUGCACAGCUGAAAACGAAGGUUAGUGAGCUUCAAGAGUCAUUGAACGCCGCCUAUGGUGAAAAGGAAGCUACUGAUCAGCAACUGGCUUCUCACAUGAAUACUAUUGCUGAGUUAGCCGAUAAGCACUCUAAAGCAUCUGAACUUCACAUAGCAGCUGAAGCCCGGAUUUCAGAGGCUGAAAGAGAGUUAGAAGAAGCCAUUCUGAAGUUUAGUCAUAGAGAUUUGGAAGCGACAGAUUUGACUGAAAAGCUAAGUGCGCUCGAAAGCCAGAUAAAGAAGUAUGAAGAACAGGUUCAUGAAGCAACUGGUAUCAUAGAGAGUCAAAAGAUUGAGUUGGAACAGACCCUUGUGAAAUUGAAGGGUUUGAAAGGCAUUGUUGAGGAGAUGCAGAACAAGUCCGGUCUGUUUGAGAAAGAGAGAGAAGGGUUUGGUGAGUCGAAUUUGAAGCUUACUCAGGAAUUGGCGGCAUAUGAGUCCAAACUAAAUGAACUAGAAGCGAAACUUUCUGCUACUGUUACCGAGAAGGAUGAAGCACUGGAACAGCUUUCCUCUUCAAAGAAGUUGAUAGAAGAUUUGACAGAGCAGCUUGCGGUUGAAGGGCAGAAACUACAAUCUCAGAGAGAAGCAGAUUCUCAAAAGGAAGUGGAACGAGAAGCGGCUCUGAAGCAUUCCUUUGGAGAGGUUGAAGCUAAGAAUGAAGUGGUUGCAGCUCUAGAAAAGCAAGUGAAAGAGCUUGAGCAGAAAUUGCAGCUAGCUGAUACUAAAUCCCAACAGAAGGAUGAUGGAAUGGAGGUGAAAUCGAGAGACAUUGGCUCGACUUUUUCUACUCCAUCGAAACGAAAGAGUAAGAAAAAGCUAGAAGCUGCAACAUCUGCACAAACACCAACUGCUGAGGGAGUCCACACUCAAACAACUGAGGCUGCAGUUUCUCCUCUCGCGACUUUCAAGGUCGUUUUAGGCGUGGCACUGGUGUCUGUUAUUAUUGGCAUAAUUCUUGGAAAAAGGUAUUAGUGAUUGCUUUCUAGAUUUCGGUUUUGCCUUUAUUUAUACUCUUUUUUUUUUUUUUUUUGGGGGGGGGGGGGGGGGGGGGGGGGGUGUGUGUUUUUCAGGGUUGGGUUGGGAUUGUUUAGGUGGUUAUUUAGUUAUAAUAAGUGCAGAUUGGGAAGUAUAAUGGGUAUGCAUUUUUAAGUUAUGAGUUUGAAGUUGGUCAGGGAAUUGGUUUUUGAUUUCUAGCCCUUACCGGUAUGCGAAAAAAGAACAAAAGGACAGUUGGUUCAUGUAUCAUUCAAGCUUGUAUGUAGUGUUUUGAUUGAUUUUUUGCUA